AUGUCUAGCGACGACCAGCAAUUCUUGGAUCUGCUGGCAAGCAUUCCUCAAGAUGUUGCCUAUUACAGCAGUCGUGUGGCAGACUACGUCGAUAAAUACACAAACGGCAUUGCCUCCGAUAUCCGCGAUGCGAUAGAUUCGGCAAGCUGGAUCCCUGAUUCUCUCCGUCCUCCUCGUCCAUCAGGCGGCGUCGGAAACUUCUUCGCCCGCACUCCACCCCCUCCUCAAGGCAUAAUCGAGCGGACUACGGUCUGGAUAUCUAAGAAUCGAACGGCAAUUGCUGUUGUGUUGGCAUUCACAGGCACAAGCAUCUACCUGAUCCAUCGCAGGAAGAGGGCUCAUGCGAGAAAACGAAGGGCUAGGAAACUUCCCAAUGGAGCCAAGAAAGAGAUCGUUGUAUUGGCCUGCUCGACAUUCCAUGAUGCUCUCACUCGUUCUUUGGCACUCGAUCUUGAGCGACGAGGUUAUGUUGUCUAUGUGACUGUGUCUUCAACCGAUGAAGAUUCCUUGAUCCAGCAAGAAGCAAAAGCUGAUUUACGGCCUCUCUGGAUUGAUUUGACAUCUACGGUUCCCAACCCCGCCGUUGAUGUUCAUCCCAACCUCGAACCAAUACGGGAACUACUCACGAAAUCUUCCCGUCCUUCAUCUCCUAGUUCCAGUCGAUCCUUUCAAGGCUCAUCAAUGGGAAAUAUGACACUUGCCGGCGUCGUCGUUUUCCCUGGUUGCUCAGGCUACUCAGAAGGCCCUCUCGCACUUUUACCUCCAACCGACAUUGUCGACACUCUCAACACACGUCUCGUAUCUCCAGUUCUCACAAUUCAGCAAUUCCUUCCACUUCUUGCCAAUCACUCAACCGACCCAAAAUCUCCUGCCAGCAUUGUCAUUGCCUACCCCUCCAUUCCACAAUCACUCCACUCACCAAGGCAAAUCCCCGAAUGCUUGGUGACAAGCUCUCUGUCUACGCUUGCAUCAAGUCUGAGAAGAGAAAUCAAUGCAGCAAAUGCAAAUAUUACAGUAAGCGAACUCAAGAUGGGCAAUUUUGACAUGGGUUCUGUCGCUGGUACUCGGACGACAGGAAGUCAAAGUGCGGGUAGACUGGAUCCCUCAAAUUCGGCGCUCACACAAACGAACACCCACUGGCAUAGCUCGCAAAGAGCAGCAAUUCAACGUAGAACUCUGGGUCAGCGCAGCUUCAUCCGUGGCAGCGCAGCCAGGGAGUUCCACAAUGCAGUUUUCGACGCUCUGGCUCCGGCCCAAACUUUCAAAGCAUUUGGUCAUUUCGAAUGGCAAAGUGUCACAAGAUCAAAUGUUGUAUUCGUUGGAAGCGGGGCCCGAGUAUAUGACCUGAUCGGCCGGUUCCUUCCCGGAGGACUAGUCGCCUCGAUGAUGGGCUUCCGCGCACGCCAUCGAGAGUUGUAUGAGGAACACAGAUCGAGUCCGAGUGGUCCAAGAGUGCAACCAACCCAACUCGGAACAAUCGGUGAUUCUGGCCUGGCUACUCCGGUUCGUUCAUCGCCUGCCACAUGGGGGGGUAAUUCGAUAGGAAGCGAGAGCGCUGUUUGGGAAAAGAUAUAA
Molecule: messenger RNA, 1575 nt
Organism: Exophiala bonariae
Lineage: Eukaryota; Fungi; Ascomycota; Eurotiomycetes; Chaetothyriales; Herpotrichiellaceae
Exons: 2
Coding region: 1-1575 (524 amino acids)
Source: RefSeq, a predicted model, not a curated record